AUGAGGGUGGCAGAGAAGUUUAAUGCGAGGAGGGAGGCGAAUAUCCGGUUAGUUUGGGAAGAAUGGUUCUGGGAUUCGUUGGAGCAUGGGGGUCGAUUCGACGAGGAAGCAUACCUUGUGCAGAACCCACGACCAGAACGGAGACCGGCCGAAUCCCUGCCUUCUCAAGUCCCGGAGUCGGAGCCUUCGCGUGCCAAUAGCUUGCAAGCUGAACCACAGCCUCCUCAGCGACAACCAACGAUGGAUCUUGACGACUUGGAGGACGAAGCUGCUUCUGUCAACGUUGUGCCAGCGGUGCGGCUACAGGUCUGGGGAGGUUUACUGGAGCGGAGAGGAUACGAAGUCACCGACGGUGAAAUUGUGCGCAGCCCGACUAAAUCCCAGCCUGCCGCCGGCCCCCAACAAGCGAAGUCAAAUGCACUACCCAGUAUCAACUACCGCAAGGCUGGAGGUGUGAUUGAUGCCGUGCGAAGCACAAAUUCCUUUGCCCCAGCGGAACCCGAAGCUGGUCCAAGCACAAGUCAGCGCCCUCUCCCUUUCAAGCGCCAUUCGACCGCCAAUUCUGGUCCAUCAAGAGCAGGGACUCCCGCUAUCCAACCAAGUCGGCAACCUUCCCGUCGUUCAUCAGGCCAGGCGCCAGGCGCCGUUCAGGAGGAUGUCAACGCCGCAGGUCCAAGCUCGCCGAAGCCUACUUCUUCACCACCAAUGCCUCAAAUAUUUGCCGGCAUGCGCCUAUGUGUACUCGGUGAAGCCAAAGCGGCCACCGUGAAAAGUGCCAUUGAAGCGAGCGGCGGGGUGUAUGUUCAGGAAGAGGACGAGAACGUUGAUUUCAUCAUCGUCCGGCUCUUUAGUGGGAGCAAGAUUUACCAGAGUGAACCCGACCCUAAAAUGCGGGAAAAGUAUCGCACCGAAUGUUGGUUAGAGAGUUGUAUACACGACGAACGGAUAUGCCACCCAGAUGAACAUGUCUCGUUCUUGCCUUUGGCUAUCAAUACCCCCGUCCCCGGUGCGGAGAAGAUUCAAAUUGGUCUAUCCGGCUUAGAUCAAUCCCAGUCCUGUCAUACCCGACGACUUCUUCGCGCACUCGGGAUAAAUAUCAUCCCGCUAUUUACUCGCAAGGCUACCCAUCUGUUGUGUCCUUCUGGAACAGGUGCGAAGUUCGAGAAGGCCGGCGAAUGGGGUAUUCCCGUAGUGUCGUACUCUUGGCUACAAGCAAUAGCGUCCUCAGGGACGAUCCCACCAGCGGAUGACUACCUUGUCACUGGUCCACCAUCCGCCGCCGACAAAGCGAAUGACCAUUCGAUCGACAUCAAAGGAAAGGGCAAAGCCGUCGCCAAUGAUGACGUUCGAAUGCAAGACAUCACCAACAAUAUCCACGAAUCUCCUCUGGCCCAACAUGCUGCACUACCUGCCGAGAAACCAGCUCCGCCGUUGAGCAAGAACAACAGCCUCGAGCGUCAACCAACAGCGAUCGUCCCACCACACGGAUCUGGUGGUUCUGUCGCCAGUGGGUUGGGACAACCAACCGAACUCCUGGGAGGACCAGCUUUGUCUUCCUUCUUUGCACCCUCCCGAUCUUCCGCCGCUCCCUCCCAAGAGAGUCCUCUCGUUCGUUAUGGCACCCGCCCAAGUUCUUCUGUCGCACACACCAUUGGCGACGACUUAUCCGUUCGCGACGACGAUGACCUCGCCCCAGCGAUGGACCAAGAACCGCAACGAACCCAGCCUUCGCAUCCAGACGGAACACCCCAGCGCAAAUCCACUCUGUCGAUCAUGUCCAACAACGACGAUCGUGAUAUGAUGCGGAUACCCUCUUCCAAGUCGCCGUCGCCUAUGAAGCUCCCGCUUCGACGGCAUGCGUCCAAGUCGCCUGUGAAGCUCGAUCCAGGCCAGACGAAGCUUCUCCACGAGAGUAUUCAAUCAUUGCUUGGGAAGCGGGGGCCGCCUGAUGCUGCGGCGGAACAGGGCGGGGAUGAGGAUCCGGACUCUUUGCAGACGGUUGAUAGCGCCAGGAAUUCGAAACGGAAGAAGGGUCAAAGGGCCAAACCUCCUGCACGUCCCAAAGCCCAACGAAGCCGGACAACGACAACCGCAUCGCGCAGGUCCCCUCCAGAACCCAGCCCCGCACCAGUAGACGGCAUCUCACUGGGUGCCUUCAACUACGGCGUGGAAGAGGAGAGCCAGCGCCUCGACGAGCAGCAGCAGAGCGUGCGGGUUGUGUAUGAGGACCCUGCGCAAUUGGAAGAACGGCAGAGGUUGAUGAACAUGCUCAAGGCAAACUCGCAGGUGGAGGGGUCGUUGCCUAGUAGUGGGAGUUUGGGGAAGACGCGGAGGUCUGCGAGGCUUUCGUCUGGACUGUGA
Molecule: messenger RNA, 2361 nt
Organism: Coprinopsis cinerea okayama7#130
Lineage: Eukaryota; Fungi; Basidiomycota; Agaricomycetes; Agaricales; Psathyrellaceae
Exons: 6
Coding region: 1-2361 (786 amino acids)
Biological process (GO): mitotic DNA replication checkpoint signaling; mitotic G2 DNA damage checkpoint signaling; DNA replication initiation
Source: RefSeq, a predicted model, not a curated record